Sinocyclocheilus rhinocerous is the source of this 1167-nucleotide messenger RNA. RefSeq names its product gastrula zinc finger protein XlCGF8.2DB-like. The transcript is spliced from 2 exons. Gene Ontology annotation, biological process: regulation of transcription by RNA polymerase II. The record is from RefSeq and is a predicted model, not a curated record. Lineage: Eukaryota; Metazoa; Chordata; Actinopteri; Cypriniformes; Cyprinidae. Gene Ontology annotation, molecular function: DNA-binding transcription factor activity, RNA polymerase II-specific; RNA polymerase II cis-regulatory region sequence-specific DNA binding. Bases 17 to 916 code for a protein of 299 amino acids.
GGAACACACAGAGCUGAUGGCGCUGAAAGAGGAGAAUCAAGAACUGAAUGAAAUGAAAGAGAAACAUCAUGAUUUUGUAACUGGAGAGCAGACAUCCUCAAGAGUUCAAAACUCUGAAACCUUUAAUCGCCACACAAUGGUUCACUCGAGAGAGAACCUUUUUAAAUGUGGUCAGUGUGGAAUGACGUUCUGGAACAUUAAACACCUCGACAGGCACGCAAUACUUCAUUCCAAAGAAAAGCCUUUUAAAUGUGAGCAGUGUGAAAAGUGCUUUAAAAUCAGCAAAUACCUGAAGAAUCACAUGAAGAUUCACAGCGGACGGAAGCCGUUCUCGUGCACUCAGUGUGGGAAGUGUUUCGGUCAUAAAGUCUGCCUAAAGAAUCACAUGACUCUUCACACCGGAGAGAAGCCUUACACCUGCAGACAGUGUGGAAAGAGCUUCUCGCAAAGCGGAAAUCUUAAAUAUCACAUGAGAGUUCACACCGGAGAGAAACGUUACACCUGCCCUCACUGCAAAAAAAAAUUUGGUCACAAAGGCAGCCUCAAGGCUCACAUGAGGAUUCACACCGGAGAGAAGCCCUACACAUGCCGACAGUGUGAAGAGAGAUUUACACACAAGGAAUCCUUCGAAAUACACGUGAUACGUCACACUGGAGAGAUGCCUUUCACCUGCCAGCUGUGCGGGAAGGGCUUCCCACAGAAAGGAAAUCUGAAGUCACACAUAAAAGUUCACACUGGAGAGAAGCCUUUCAUCUGUCCUCACUGUGGAAAGGGUUUCACUUUUAAAGGAAACCUUAAGAUUCACAUGAGGAUUCACACUGGAGAGAAGCCGUACUCGUGCUCUAAGUGUGAGAUGAGGUUCCUGUAUAAGAGAGACCUGAAACGCCAUUUGCAAACCCGGUGUUCCUCAGAGUGACGAGAUUUGAAGAAAGAUGCUAUUUGUGUUCGUGUGUGUGUGAGACUGUUCACAUAACCUUUUAAAUGUGGCCCUAUCAGAUGAUCACCUAAACAGAACACUGCACCAUGUGGUUUAUUUGCAUGCUUCUUUAUAUUUUGCCUUGAGGCUUUUUUCUUUUGUCACGGUUGGAAGUGGCCACAGGUGUUCAUAUGUACGUACAUCCUUUCAAGUAUAGAGAGGUUGCAAUUAGGGUUGCAAAAAGGUGGAAA